This is a messenger RNA of Meriones unguiculatus (Mongolian gerbil), 3683 nucleotides long. RefSeq names its product N-acetylated alpha-linked acidic dipeptidase 2 (gene Naalad2). Lineage: Eukaryota; Metazoa; Chordata; Mammalia; Rodentia; Muridae. Gene Ontology annotation, molecular function: carboxypeptidase activity. The transcript is spliced from 19 exons. Bases 253 to 2289 code for a protein of 678 amino acids. The record is from RefSeq and is a predicted model, not a curated record.
AGCUGACAAAAAGCUGUGGUUGGUCUCCUCAGUAAAAAAAUCCGUGGUCUUUGCAGAAGCUCCGCCCGCUGCCCUGCCUCCCACUGGGCUGACUGAGCAGGCAAAAGCCUGCUCCCUUGGGUCUUCCAGUCGCCUCGCUAGUUUCCCUGAGUCUCUGGAUCUUUGCAAAAAUUCCUGUGCUCAUCUUUGCUAUCCAUUUGCAGUCCCCUGGCCUUCGGUGGCAGUCCGAGACGCUCCCGGGCUCAGGACGUCAUGGCAAAGCCCAGGAAUCUCAGGGGCCUGGGGAUGUGCGUUACUGCAGCACUGGCGUCCUUCCUUGCAGGCUUUGUAAUGGGCUGGUUUAUUAAGCCUCUUAAAGAAACAACUUCUUCAGCUGGUUAUCAUCAAAGUAUGCAGUGGAAACUCUUAUCUGAAAUGAAAGCUGAAAACAUUAGAUCGUUUCUACGUUCCUUUACAAAACUUCCUCAUCUGGCAGGAACGGAACAAAAUUUACAGCUUGCCAAGAAAAUCCAAACACAGUGGAAGAAAUUUGGAUUAGAUUCAGCCAACUUGGUUCAUUAUGAUGUUCUCUUAUCUUAUCCAAAUGAGACAAAUGCAAACUAUGUAUCAAUUGUGGAUGAACACGGAGUUGAGAUUUUUAAAACAUCAUACCUUGAACCACCCCCAGAUGGAUAUGAGAAUGUUACAAACAUCGUACCACCAUAUAAUGCAUUUUCAGCCCAUGGCAUGCCAGAGGGAGAACUUGCGUAUGUGAACUACGCGCGUACUGAAGACUUCUUCAAACUAGAAAGAGGGAUGAACAUCACCUGCACUGGGAAGAUUGUUAUUGCAAGAUAUGGGAAGAUCUUUAGAGGAAAUAAAGUUAAAAAUGCCAUGCUAGCUGGAGCCUUGGGAAUCAUCCUGUACUCUGAUCCAGCUGACUACUUCGCCCCUGAGGUGCAGCCAUAUCCCAAAGGAUGGAACCUUCCUGGAGAUGCUGCUCAGAGAGGAAAUGUCUUAAAUCUGAAUGGGGCCGGUGACCCCCUCACUCCAGGCUAUCCAGCUAAAGAGUACACCUUCAGACUUCAUGUUGAGGAAGGAGUGGGGAUUCCGAACAUUCCUGUACAUCCGAUUGGAUAUAAAGACGCAGAGAUACUAUUACGCAACUUGGGAGGAACUGCUCCACCAGACAAAAGCUGGAAGGGAACACUAAAUGUUAGCUACAAUAUUGGGCCUGGAUUUACAGGAAGUGAAUAUUCCAGGAAAGUUAAAAUGCAUGUUAAUAACAUAAACAAAAUCACAAGAAUUUACAAUGUAAUUGGAACUAUCAGAGGGUCUAUAGAACCUGAUAGGUAUGUCAUUUUAGGAGGUCAUCGUGACUCCUGGGUGUUUGGAGGGAUUGACCCAACCACUGGGACAGCAGUUUUGCAAGAGAUUGCACAAAGUUUUGGAAAACUGCUGAAUGGAGGCUGGAGACCUAGGAGAACCAUCAUCUUUGCCAGCUGGGAUGCAGAGGAGUUUGGACUGCUGGGUUCAACCGAGUGGGCUGAAGAGAAUGCAAAGAUCCUACAGGAGAGAAGCAUUGCUUAUAUCAACUCAGAUUCAUCUAUAGAAGGCAAUUACACUCUCCGAGUUGACUGUACUCCUCUUCUUUACCAGCUGGUCUAUAAAGUGGCAAGAGAGAUCUCCAGCCCUGAUGAUGGUUUUGAAAGUCAAUCACUUUAUGAAAGCUGGCUGCAGAAAGACCCUUCACCAGAGAAUAAGGACUGUCCUAGAAUCAAUAAGCUGGGAUCUGGAAGUGAUUUUGAAGCUUAUUUUCAGAGACUUGGAAUUGCUUCAGGCAGAGCUCGCUACACUAAAAACAGGAAAACAGACAAAUACAGUAGCUAUCCUGUAUACCAUACCAUCUACGAGACCUUUGAAUUGGUAGAGAACUUUUAUGACCCCACAUUUAAAAAACAGCUUUCUGUUGCUCAGCUCAGAGGAGCAUUGGUAUAUGAGCUUGCAGACUCUGUAGUCAUUCCUUUCAACAUUCAAGACUACGCAAAAGCCUUGGAAAGCUACGCAGCAAGUAUCUUCAAUUUAUCCAAGAAACAUGACCAGCAAUUGACAGACCAUGGAGUGUCAUUUGAUCCGUUAUUUUCUGCUGUGAAAAACUUUUCAGAGGCUGCUUCAGACUUUCAUAGAAGACUUAUGCAAGUUGAUCUUACUAAUCCUAUUGAAGUGAGAAUUAUGAAUGACCAACUGAUGCUGCUUGAAAGAGCAUUCAUAGAUCCUCUUGGUUUACCUGGGAGGCAGUUCUACAGGUGAUGGAGAGCUCACUGCCUCAUGAAGAAGCCCCAUUCUAUUUAGAAAAUUUCCCUCAUAAAGGUUUCAAAACUUAGCUAGGCGUGGUGGUUCACACCAGUAAUCCCAUCAUUUGGGAGGCAGAGAUAAGUGGAUCUCUGUGAGUUCCAGGCCAGUCUGGUCUACAAAGUGAGUCCAGGACAGCCAAAGACUACACAGAAAAAGCUUGUCUCAAAAAGCAAAACAAAAUCUCAACUCUUUAAGCUGUAAUGUUCUCAUCUGACCUGAUCUUUUUUUUUUCCCCCAAAUAAAGUUAAGUUUAGCUUUCAUUUCAUUUAAUGAUUUAGGUUGUUAAGAGAGCUGCCACGUCCCUUGAAAGAAAUAAUUUUUUUUCUUCUUUUUGGUUGUUUUUGUUUUGUAUGUGUGUCAUACUUUUAGUAUCUUGGCUAUCAUUCCCCAAAGUCUAUUUUCUCAAGGUCCUUUAAAAAAAAUCAUUCCUUGUGGCUGGAGAAAUGACUCAGUGAUUAAGAGCACUUGUUGCUCUUGAAGAGACCUCAGAUUUAGCUCUCAACAACCACAUGAGGGCUCACAACCACUGUAACUCAAUCUACUCCAGGGAAUGGGCAGUCUCUGCUGAACUCUGUAGGCACCAGGCAUGCAUGUGGUACACAUAAAUACACUCAGGCAAAGCAUUCAUACACGUAACAAUGUGAAAAAUUGUUAAACAAUAUUAAAAAAAUUAAAUGGUUCCUUGAUGGAAAUUAAGAAAGUCCUAGCAUUUAACUUCAGAAAAAUCUGUGUUCCUGUUCAUGCAAAUGUAGGAUUUACUGUUUCAGUGCUCUUUGAUAUUAGCAUGUCACUUCUAGAAUUUGCCUGUCUGAAUUAAAGUAAUAAAUGAUAUUAUUAUAAUUAUUUCUCUAAGCCUUGGAUUUCUCAGCUACAAAUGGAUUUAAGGCAUCUGGAGAUUGAGCUACAAAAUGGAAGCACUCCAGAAUGUGACCUGUAUUUAUAAUUGUUUAUUCACAAUUACAUAUAGGAGCUAUCAGUUAUGAAUAUAUAUGCACAUGUACAUAUAUAAAAAGUAAAAAUAUCUUCAAUUUUAGUCUUUUGGAAAUUUACUAGUAUUAUUAAUCUUUUUAGAACUAAUUGUUUAUAAUGAAAACUUGUACUUUUAAAAAUGUUCAGACUCUGAAGAAUGUAGUCCAGAGACAGUUCUGUUUCAUCAGCUUCCUCAAUUGCAUAUCUAGUUCUGCUAGUUUUUUCAGGGAAACUCAGUAUUGUGUGAAGUUUUAACACACUUAUAUAUGAAUAAAUGUGUACAUUAUAAACACGUUUCAUGUGGCUAUGUAUAUAGUAUUUACGAUUAAGUUUGCUUACUAUAUUUAUAUAGUAUAUUUGUAUGCAAACGUUUAUACAUA